AUGGUUGUCUCUUCUUUUUACUUUAAACCUCUUAUCAUCCCUCUCUCUCUCUCUUCUCGUUUCUCUCUCUCCGGGCAAAGAGAAGGAAAAGUGGAGGCGGAGGCAGAUGAACUGAUGAUGCUGCACUGGUCAAUAAAAGAAAAUACGGUCAGCUCAGCAACUGCCACCACCGCGACCACUGUCCAGCAGCUCCAUCCUUACUGCAGCCAUGCCACCCCUUUCUCAUUCUUCAACACUUCUUUCCUAUUUCUUCAUUUCUUUGGACCUUUCAUCAUCAUCAUCAUCAUCGUUGCUGAGUGGUUCUCCUUGACCACUCGCCAUUCCUCCUUUUUUCAGGACAACUUCGGCCAUCUAUAUGACCCUUCCCUUACUUCGCUCUCCUGCAACUUCUUCAUUUUACUGCCUCCUACUGCUUCUGUUUUCUUUCCUCCACCCCACCCCCAUUUUGACCCCCUCCUACUACUCCUCCACUCCGCAAAACGGCCACUACUAGCCACUGCUAAAACUCCACAAUGA
This is a messenger RNA of Acanthosepion pharaonis, 516 nucleotides long. NCBI's taxonomy places the organism in Eukaryota, Metazoa, Mollusca, Cephalopoda, Sepiida, Sepiidae. The record is from the annotation of a GenBank genome assembly.